AUGUUGUCCGGCAUAUUUCUCGCCAAGUUUGAUAUGAAGAAAGGUAACGUUAUUGAAUGGCAGCAGGACUGUCAAGAUUUUCCAAAUCUUGAAUUUAAAUCUUUGCCAUCAGGCAUACACGAACAAGACGACGAUGUUGUGAACUUUACCGUUUUUAAAGACCCCAAUACUUAUGAAAACGGCCUACUCCAAGGUGUAGCAUACUUUAAGCAAAAUAGUUUCGAUACUUUAGAUGACAGUGGCCAAGUUGACAGAAGCAAAAUUCUAAUGUAUUCAUUAGGGAUACUUACAGAGGAUACACUACUGGACGAACAGUAUACCAGUGCCUUAGAGAAAUUAUUGAGUGAUUGGUUAGCAGCUGGUGAACUACACAGCUUUGACACUUUUAUACAAUAUUACAAAGAGCAAAAGACAGGCGGUAUAACAAGACGAAGUAUGACUGAGUAUGUCCCCUAUUGGAUGGAGCAAUUAGGGCCGUUGAUAUUUCCGAUUUGGAAGUCAUGUUUAUUGAAUGAAAAGAUUCUAGUACUCAUACCUUUUGGGUGUUCUUUUGAGACAUGUAGCGCUCUUUGUUAUUUCCUCCACCUUGUUUCAAAUUCAUCCUCGGUUCAAGAGACGCAACUUCUCUUCACAAUUGGAACAUUUGACGUUGAUAGUAUGCUUAAAGGGACAUGUGGAUACAUCGCAUGCACGAGCGAUGAAAUUUUAACGUUGAAUGAUAAGCUGUACGAUAAAUUAAUAAAGAUACCUGGAGACGUUGAGAAUGCAACAGUACAGUUUUUAACCAAUACAAAUGAACUUAUAAAAGGUACACCCCAUGAGUUGGAGUUGUUUCAAAUUAGCGAAAAGAAAGGAAUAUCUGAUUUAUCUGAGCCUCUGACCUGGUCACAAUUUUUCAUGGACAGCUUCUACUUCUUAGGAACAAUAGGUUUCAUUAAGCCGCCAUAUCAUAACCAUAUAGCUGUGAUUGAUCAAGUAUCUAUUCAGCCAGUUUUAUCAUAUUUCAAGAAGAGAACACAGAUUCUUCAUGAUAUAUUGCAAACAAUUGCUUCAGAGGGAAGCACUACGUUAUCACCUAUGGAACUAAACAUGAUGGAUUUGGAUUGUUUCAGUAAGCAAGAUUAUGAAUUUAUUGAGAAAAUCAGUUCUAAAUGGUUUAAUAAGACUAUUCACGUUACUACAAAUAUGAAAUCAUUCUGUUAA
Kazachstania africana CBS 2517 is the source of this 1203-nucleotide messenger RNA. RefSeq names its product Anr2p (gene ANR2). Gene Ontology annotation, cellular component: lipid droplet. Bases 1 to 1203 code for a protein of 400 amino acids. NCBI's taxonomy places the organism in Eukaryota, Fungi, Ascomycota, Saccharomycetes, Saccharomycetales, Saccharomycetaceae. The transcript has a single exon. The record is from RefSeq and is a predicted model, not a curated record.